AUGGCAUCCGGGCAACCGGCGCGGAGUGGGUCGGCGGCCGCGAGUGAGGGCGUUCGGCGGGAGUUUGAGGAGGCGAAGCGGCACACGGAGGAGGUGCUGGACCCGCAGGUCCGGCAGUGCUACCGCGUCGAGCAGAAGAUCGCGUCGCGGCUGCAGCGAGCGCAGGAGCUGCAGGGGGAAGCAGGCCGCAAGCUCAGUUCGUGGGUAGCCGUAACUGAGAGCCUCCACGACGGCGUCAAGGCCAUCGGCGACGCCGACAUGUUCACCAAGCACAUCGAGCGCGAACUCAAGUGCUUCUCCUACGUCCUAGCCGAGGCCAACCGCGAAGCCCAGGAAGCAGCGCGCCAGCGCGCCGAAAAGAGCACGUAA
Molecule: messenger RNA, 369 nt
Organism: Pedinophyceae sp. YPF-701
Lineage: Eukaryota; Viridiplantae; Chlorophyta; Pedinophyceae
Source: the annotation of a GenBank genome assembly